AGCAAUCUUAAAUUACUACUUAUAAGUAUAUUGCUUCUUUAUUUUCUAUAUAUAUCUUCAGAAACUUGAUUGACUUUGCACAAAAAGAUGAAAAUUGAGAGCUUUCUACUUCUCAACAUCUCAUUUUCGCUGUUCAUAGGACUUGUUUUUGAAACAAGUUCAGUAGGGAAUGCUCGUUCAAGUUUGUGCAUUGAGAGGGAGAGGCAAGCUCUUCUCAAGUUUAAGCAAGGUCUCAUAGAUAACUCCGGUAUCCUCUCAUCAUGGGGGAUAGAAGAUGAGAAAAAAGAAUGUUGCAGUUGGGAGGGUGUGAAGUGCAGCAAUAUAACAGGUCAUGUUGUAGUUCUUGAUAUUCAACCACCUUUUAUGUUCUUUAAUGGUUAUUCAGACUUCUCUAGUGGUUCAAACUUGAGAGGUAGUAUUACUCCUUCAUUGCUUGAACUGCAACAUUUGAAGCACUUGGACCUUAGUUAUAAUGAUUUUGGUGGAAGUCGAAUACCGGAUUUCAUCGGUUCUUUUCCAAGACUGGAAUACCUUAAUCUUGAGCAUGCUAACUUCUCAGGUGAAAUUCCUCAUACUUUUGGGAACCUUACCCAUUUGCAGAUUCUCGAGUUAUCUUGGAAUCAAAUUUCAGGACCUUUGCCAAACUUAAAAACAUUUUCAGCAUUGAGAGAGUUGCAUUUGAACAAUAAUCAAUUCAAAGGUAUAUUACCCCAAAGUGUCGGACAACUUUCAAAGCUAGAGAUAUUGAGUGUCAAUUCAAAUUUCUUAGAAGGUUCAAUCACAGAAUCACAUCUUUCAAACCUUUCUAACUUAAAGGAGUUGGAUUUAUCAUAUAACUCGUUCUCUUUUCAGUUGGGACCUAAUUGGAUUCCUCCUUUUGAGUUAGAUAUCAUAUCACUCUCCCGUUGUGAAAUGGGGCAUCAUUUCCCACAAUGGCUACGAACUCAGAAGAAUUACUCCUAUCUUGAUAUCUCUUUCGUUGGUAUAUCAGGUGUAGCUCCUAACUGGUUUUGGGAUCUUUCUCCAGAAAUAAGCUACUUCAACAUUUCCAACAACAAAAUAAGCGGAGAGAUCCCUGAUUUGUAUUCCAAGUUUGUAGCAUCAAAGGAAUCUAAUUUUCCAGUGAUGGAUUUUAGUUCAAAUAACUUAUCAGGUUUAGUGCCAUCAUUCCCUUCCUACUUGGACACAUUGAACCUUUCCAAAAACAAGUUUGUUGGAUCAAUUUCUUUCCUGUGUAAAAUAGCCAACCCUUUCUUCCACAUCCUUGACCUCUCAAAUAACCUACUUUCAGGCGAACUUCCCGAUUGUUUGAUGGAAUUUGAAGAACUAGCCAUUCUUAAUCUAGCUAACAACAACCUACAUGGUAAAAUUCCCAGUUCUGUUGGUGCUUUGCACAAUAUCCAAUCUCUACAAUUGCAGAACAACAAUUUUACUGGCCAUCUGCCUACCUCUUUGAUGAACUGUUCUAUGUUGACAAUCUUAGACGUGGGGGGGAAUAAGUUAAGUGGAGAAAUUCCAUCAUGGAUUGGCUCAGAAUUAACAUCCUUGGUUGUCUUAAGUUUGAGAGUCAACAAGUUCAAUGGAAAGAUACCUCCAAAUUUGUGUCGUCUGAAUCAAGUCCAUAUUUUGGAUCUUUCUCGGAACAUCUUAUCAGGAGAAAUCCCACAAUGUCUCAACAACUUCACAUCUUUCCUUCAUGAGGAUAGUUUAAACCCGAGCAUUAUUAUUAAUGUGGGUGGAAUCAAUGGACAAGGCUAUUACACUUCUGCUGAAGAUUACAUGGGGGAUGCAUUAGUUCAAUGGAAAAGUAGUGAAUCUGUGUACAAUAAGACACUUGGGUUGUUAAAGAUAAUCGAUUUUUCUAGUAACGAAUUAGUUGGAAGAGUUCCUAAAGGAAUCGCACAAUUGGGUGGUCUACUUUCACUAAACCUCUCAAGAAAUAAUUUAACAGAAUCCCUUGAUCUGUCUAAAAAUCAGCUCACAGGCCGGAUUCCCACAAGUCUUGCUCAACUUAAUUUCCUAAGCGUCUUAGACUUGUCGAGUAACAACUUGUCAGGGAAAAUUCCUUCAAGCACUCAAUUGCAGAGUUUUGAUCCCUCAUCAUAUGCAGGAAACAAUGAACUUUGUGGCCCACCACUUGCAAAAUGUCCGGGAGAUAGGGAUACUCAAAGCCGUUCUGGUGAUCAUAGAAGAAUCAACAAUCUUGAUGAAGAUGACAAUAUUUUUUCGUUUGGGUUUUAUAUUGAAGAUGCUUUGGAGCUAGCAAACGAUAUGACAGACAUUGGAGGAUUAAUCGUCCACAGGUCAGUUUCAGACUUUCAGUUCUUAUUAAAAAAACUACAAAAAGUUCCUUGGUCUUUAAACAUUAUUACUGGAACAGGGGUCAAAGACUUGUUUUUGGGACAAGUUCAGGAGGGGAUACUCGUAGAACUUUGUGCAUUGGGAUGGAGAGGCAAGCUCUUCUCAAAUUUAAGCAAGGACCAGGCAAUCGCCAUAGCUCAGCUUCAGAGCAAAAACGAUAAAGUUGCUUCAGCAAAGCCAAAAGAGGUUACUGAGCCAGGGCGAGAAGAAGCACGAGUAGUCGAGAGCAACGGAUCUGGGGCCGGUUCAUCUGCUGAGGUUUUGAAAAUGCUCGAGACUUUGGAAAAACGGGUUGAUUCAACGGAGAAAAGAGUGGAAACAUAUAACCCUCGGGUGGAUCAGAUCCCGGGAGCACCCCCGAUCUUGAAGGGUCCAGAUUCGAAGAGAUACAUUCAAAGACCUUUCCCUCCGAGUGCGGCUCCAAAGUUGAUCCCGAAGAGAUUCAAGAUGCUGGAUAUUCCGAAUUUUGACGGUUUUGGCAUCCAUCUUAGACCUGCUGUUGCAUGUGCUUUGACCUCUUUUGAUCUACUAACGAACCGCUCCACAACCUGCUUAAAUGUCAUUCUCACCAUUGCGGUGACGGGUAGUCCCCGUGCAGAUUUCAAUAAGCCAUUGAAUGACUCAGAGCUAUUUGUUGUCAGCAUACCCCAUCGCCUACCUUCAUCCUGGUGUAAUGUCCAUUUGUCUUUAUCAAUUACAUUCAACCAGUGGAAGGCUUCCUCAUUCGCCCGCCUAAUAAUGUCCAUCUCGUUAAAGUUAAACUUCUUCCCCGAUGCUCUGUUGCAGCCGCCCACAUCCAAUUGCAAAGUGCUGGGAUCCGAUAUGCCUUUUGGAAAUGAUCAAGAUAGGGGAUCUCAUCGAAAUGCCACUGAAUCCGGGUCUACUCUUGCUGUUGAAAUUGGCUUUGCGGCUGAACCGGAGUCGACUCUUGCUGUUCAAAUGGUUGUUGUGAAUUCAGUUCCUCCUCGUGUGCCGGACUGUUCAUCAUGUCUUGCAACAAUUCUACUUGAUGUUGAGGAUUAG
This is a messenger RNA of Lycium ferocissimum, 3384 nucleotides long. Its product is annotated as receptor-like protein EIX2. Bases 88 to 3384 code for a protein of 1098 amino acids. The record is from RefSeq and is a predicted model, not a curated record. NCBI's taxonomy places the organism in Eukaryota, Viridiplantae, Streptophyta, Magnoliopsida, Solanales, Solanaceae. Gene Ontology annotation, molecular function: protein binding. The transcript has 8 exons.